This is a messenger RNA of Myotis lucifugus (little brown bat), 1097 nucleotides long. RefSeq names its product A-kinase interacting protein 1 (gene AKIP1). Gene Ontology annotation, biological process: regulation of non-canonical NF-kappaB signal transduction. Gene Ontology annotation, cellular component: nucleoplasm. The record is from RefSeq and is a predicted model, not a curated record. Lineage: Eukaryota; Metazoa; Chordata; Mammalia; Chiroptera; Vespertilionidae.
GCUUCCUAUGAGGGCAGGGGGAGACGGAAAUGGACGGGGUCUGCGCGCACCGGCUCGCCCUGACCCGGCAGCCGCUGGAUAACGCGUGGGGGGCGGAGCCGGGAGCGCUGGUCGCUGGGGAGGUUGAGGCCCCGGCUCCGACCCGGAUCUGGAGCCGGGUCGCGGCAGCAGGCUGACCCGCCCUUGUGUGUGUGUAUGUACCCGCUUAGGUAGACAUGGAGAACUAUUUGGCGGUCGCGGCGCUGAACGGGAUGGACCGGCGUUCCCUGCAGCGCUCGGCUAGGCUGGGUCAAGAAGUGCUGGAGCGGGCUAAGAGGAGGGCAGUGGACUGGCAUUCUCUGGCCAAAAGCAACGUGGGGGACAUUUUCCCGGAGCGGCCCUACCGAGAAAGAUGGCCCGCGGCCGGCCAGCGCCUUCUCCCCGGAGAGAGAGAAGAAAGAUGCCCAACCCUCAGUGCUUCUUUCAGAACGAUGGCGGAGUUCAUGGACUAUACUUCAAGUCAGUGUGGGAAAUAUUAUUCAUCUGUGCCAGAGGAAGGAGGGGCAACCCACGUCUAUCGUUAUCACAGAGGGAAGUCGCAGCUGCACUUGUGCUCGGACCUCGGGAAUGGCCAGAGACAAGAAACGCCCCUGGGUUUUGGAGGCGUCUGUCCAGCCACAGAGUGUACGCUCGAGGCACCCCAGCCUGAUGAGAACAUCUCUAAGGACCUCUACAUAGAAGUAUAUCCAGGGACCUAUUCUGUCACUGUGGGUGCAAAUGACUUAACCAAGAAGACUCACGUGGUGGUUGUUGAUUCAGGAGAAAGUGUGGACUUGGUUUUCCCCAUCUGAUGCAGACCAUCACGUUGCCUUUUUUUAAGUAGCAAGGAGAAUAAAGCCACCAUAUGAUUCUGUUAAUAUUUAUACAUUAAUCCUGCUCUUAAGGCCGGCCUUCCUGAGACCUGAAGCUUGUCUCUUUCAGUGCCUAUUUUAACCUCAAAAGUUUUUAACUUCUUACCCUCUUUUGCCUAAAAGUAAUAAUGAUGCUGUCUGAAUAGUUUUUACUGCUUGCUUUCCAACUAAAGGAUAAUUAUGAUAAUAAAAGGAGAGAUUUGUAAA